AUGCGUCCCCCACGCGUUUUUGUUCUCAUACUCUUUAUCGCAGUGUCUCUCCUCGUCUUUUGCCGCGCUAUAUCCUCCUCGCUUCGCUCCGCCUACGCCGAUUACCCCGCUGGUAACUUCAGGUCAAGAGCAAAGACCAACUCCAAGUCUGCGCAUUCUGGUCGUGGCGAUGGAAAGUCAACAAAUGCCGUCUGGGGCUCCAUGUACUACAACACACCUUUUUCGCUAUUCCCGCCAAACGCCGCCAUCAGCUUGACCGACGACAACAGCACUUCCUUUGCCGCCCGCCCCGCCGCUUUUGGUCCCAAACUCGCCGUCCGCGGUCUAAGUGGCCAACUGUGGGUGGGCAGUGGUUUCGCAGAAGACGCUCUCAUACACGGCACGGGCGAAUUGGGCUGCAGCGACACCCCAGGAUGGAACGAGAGGGCUGAGGCGAUUGCCUUGCAUAAGGCUUUGAGGGCUGCUAUCCCUUCUGUUGCGAGUUCCAAGUCCGACUCUAAUGCGCACGCCAAGCGAAGCCGAGUUAUCAUCCCCAACGCCGGCAGCGGUCACACCACCUCGAGCCAUGUUUCUGCGACGCACCACCACGCUGAAAUCGACGGCAAGGUCGCACUCCUCAUGCGGGGUGGUUGCGGUUUUCUCGACAAGGUCAUGUGGGCUCAGCGACGAGGUGCUCUCGCUGUUAUUGUUGGUGAUAAUCAGAAAGGCGGUCCUCUUAUUCAGAUGUUCGCACAUGGUCCAGAAGUUGACAAUGUCACCAUCCCUUCUGUUUUCACAGCCCGUACUACCGCGCAGCUGCUGUCUGCACUGACACAGCCCGGCAGCUUUAUUGAAGAUACAUUAGACAAUCAGGGCAAUCCUGUUCUUAGAGUUCAACGAGGUUCCAAGUCGAAGAAGCAUCGCAAACAAGGAGUAAAAUCCACCGUUACUGCCUCGACCCACGAUAGACGAUCUCUCGAAAACACCAACAUUAAAAAGCGCACCACCAAGCCUGCCUCAAGAAAGCUAAAGACAGCUCUCAAACCCUCGAGGCAGACAGUCACCAGAAAGAACAAAGUUGUUAGAGAACCACCCAAGAAGGUCCGCAGUCCUAUGCUUUCUGAAGAUAACUAUGAUGAUUGGAAGCAUGCAGGUGGUUCCAGAAAGGUCAAGCCCGUUCUCCCACCCAAGGCUUCUCUUAUUCGUCAUAGCACAGGCAACGACAACUCCAUGCCUGAUGAGGAAGAGCUCCUCCUGGAGAUUUUGACUGAGGACGAGGAAAAUGCGAUGGACUCUCCUCUGGGUCACGAAAGGCUCGAUGGAACUGACGAAGCCGACGAUGACGUACACGAAGGACUUUGGGUCACCAUCACACCUACGAGUAAUGCUAGCCCAUUUUUCGAUACGCUGCUUGUACUGGUCAUCAGCCCACUUGUCACUCUGACUGUGGUGUACGCCCUUCUUAUUCUCCGUGCCCGUAUCCGCAGACGGCGUUGGAGAGCUCCAAAGUCGGUUGUCGAGCGUCUUCCUGUCCGUACCUUUCAUACAGUGGCCCCUUCACCAGUUCCAUCACCGAGAACUCCUUCGCCAGCUGCGCCAACACCAACCACUCCUUUGCUCCAGGAAUCUCCUGCCCGACCGCGUCCCCGAUCGAGAGGCUCAUCGGGUUCGCCUGACGACGAAACGCGACCUGCGCCUAGUGAUGCUAUUCCCACGCCUCCAAGCGCAACUAGGAAUAAUGCUAGAUCAGAGCGCGAGAAAGGUUCUGGUGGGUUCUCUGCUGAAUGGAAGAAGUAUAUGGGACGUCAGGUCGAAUGUGUGGUGUGUCUUGAAGAAUACGUCGACGGUGUCAGUCAAGUGAUGAGCCUACCAUGUGGUCAUGAGUUCCACGUUGAGUGCAUUACUCCUUGGUUGACCACUCGCCGACGAACUUGCCCCAUUUGUAAAGGCGAUGUUGUCCGAUCUCUUGCCCAUGGCUCUUCAUCUGAGCCGCAUUACGAACCAUAUCGCGACGAUGCUAGUGACGACGAGGACGAUGAUGACGAGGAAACUGUCGCCGAGGGCUCCGGAUCCCGCUCCGAAGAACCGGAACUUGAUCUUGAACAAGGACUGCUUUCGACCGAGCCUAGAUCCUCACGAUGGAGUCGACAAGACGGUUGGCUCAGUAUAUUCUCUAACAACCUUGGCAGGGCAGGCUCGCCCAGCUCAGAGGAUCGCAGCCGAUAA
Molecule: messenger RNA, 2205 nt
Organism: Fusarium sp. VM40
Lineage: Eukaryota; Fungi; Ascomycota; Sordariomycetes; Hypocreales; Nectriaceae
Source: the annotation of a GenBank genome assembly